AUGAAGACUGCGCUAAUGCGUGGCGUCUGUGCUCUCAACAUGGAAACCAUGUCGGUUUUGAAUGGCCCUGGUCUUCUGCCACCUGUUAGAGUCCCAUUAACAGAAGAAUCUCCAAACCCAUCAAAUACGAAUCAACCUACUGUCGUAGAGGAUAAGUUGAAUGAGCCAAAAUAUCCUGGAAACUGUGAAUGCGCCAGUGAGAAGAAGCUGGGCGCUGCUUCAGAAGAGCAGAGAGAGAGGGCUGAACAAGCUAUAACGAGUGUGGACGAUUUGCCUAAGGCAACUAGGACUGGAAUUUCUCCAGAACAGCCCGAGGUCCGGUAA
Molecule: messenger RNA, 324 nt
Organism: Protopolystoma xenopodis
Lineage: Eukaryota; Metazoa; Platyhelminthes; Monogenea; Polystomatidea; Polystomatidae
Source: the annotation of a GenBank genome assembly